AUGCAAAUAUUCUUGAAGGCGCUGAGCACAUCUCGAACUGAUCGGCGCCACCGUCUUCAUCGCUACGACCGUCGCCCCUCAGCCCGUGCCUCUACGACGACCUUGGCUUCGCUAGGCGGCGCAAGAGUAGAUCUUCGUCAGCACCACCUUCGGCCAAAUCUACAACUCGGGGCCAACUACCGUGAAAAGCGCCGCCUUCUUCCCAAGUGGCGACGAACCACAACAAGUUUGCAUCGUUCGGGCACUCUUCGUCUUAUUCGCUAUCUCAUCGUCGUGCGCCUGUUCGUCAUUUUUUGUUCGCUCGUCACGUUCCGACAAGUGAACCGCACGGCACAUCGUAUCUUCUCUGCCACUAUGACCGACACGCAGACACACGAUGACAUGUCGGAGCUCGUCGAGCUGUACAUACAAAUUCAACAACAGAUGGGAGAAUAUGUUAGUGAGCGGUGGCGCAGCUACCAUCUCAAUCAAAGGGCGUCCCAGGCGGCGAGGGAGCAGGAGUGGGAGUAUCUGCGAAAUCAUCAGCUUCUGCGCGAACAUGAUGGUGGUGGACGUCGCUCCGACGCAAACGAAUGCCCGCAAAUGAGACGGCUACGCGACAUCCCGGCUCGGCCUCCCGCUUUGCCCAUGGAGAUGCGUGUGAAUGAGCGUGAGGGUGCAGCGACCGGCCGUACCGAGCCACUCCAAAACUUGGCCCAGGUCUGCCAGCAAACGGCCACAACGUCACAAGUGUUGAAAGCGGCCGCGGUCGAAUUCAACAAAGUGCUGGUGCGCCUCGACCGCUUGGCUAUUGAUGACAGGAGUACGCUGAACGACGCCGAAACCCGGAGGGACCAGGCCAAGAAAAAAUACGACAACUAUCUCAUGGAGAUGAAGGCAAAACGUCCGAAGGAUUGGAUCGCCGCGGCACCAAAAGCGACGGUUCCGGCGCCUCCUGGACAGCCCGCCAAUGGUCAACCAGCUGCUCUUCCCCCGGCUCCGCAACCAUUCGCCGAUCCGGCCCCAGCGCCGAACACCCCGCCCACGAUGCCGCGGGAUGCGCCGGACGAAGUUCAAGUCGAGCCCGACCCGGUCGGUGAUCCAUUUAACAUUCGAGUGCACGCUUCCAGCGAAAGGGUCGAGGCGUUUAGUUGGCGACUGGGGCAGGACGUGCAGGUCCCACAACCAAAUCCUCCACAAAGGGGACGACCCGCCGAAUACGUUGAGAAUUCACAAUGCUGCAAUUGUGAGAAGACACAAAAAUUGACUCGAGCCUACGGACCCGUGGCCUGCCCUGACUGUCGUGCCUCCUAUAGACAUGCCAUCGAAAAAUUGUUGAACGGCGAGACGAAGCCCUGCUCGGAGGAUCCUUGUUCUAAGGUGCGUUGCCGUCCGCAUCUUAUCGCAAACCUCGAAGCCAAGGGAUUCCGACGAGACCUCCUGCCCGCCUUCCGACCCGAA
Mesorhabditis spiculigera is the source of this 1440-nucleotide messenger RNA. The record is from the annotation of a GenBank genome assembly. Lineage: Eukaryota; Metazoa; Nematoda; Chromadorea; Rhabditida; Rhabditidae.